AUGUCUUCGCACAACGAGUCUCACUCGGGCCCUGGUGGUUCGGAAGCCAUCAACACCGAGAUCAUUACUCUUACCAGAUUCCUCACCGAGGAGCAGACAAAACACAAGGAAGCCACCGGUGACUUCACUCUCCUCUGCCACUCGCUGCAAUUCGCCUUCAAGUCAAUUGCCUACUACAUCCGCCGUGCCUCGCUGAUCAACCUCUCGGGCCUUGCUGGCUCGGCAAACUCGACCGGCGACGACCAGAAGAAGCUCGAUGUUAUCGGCAACGACAUCUUCAUUUCCGCCAUGAGAUCGUCAGGUCGCGUGCGCAUCCUGGUGUCCGAGGAAGAGGACGACCCAAUCAUUUUCAACGAACACCCCAACGCCCGCUACGCUGUCGCCUGCGACCCUAUCGAUGGCUCUUCCAACUUGGACGCCGGUGUCUCGGUCGGAACCAUCUUUGGUAUUUACAAGCUCGCCGAGGGUGCCCAGGGCACCAAAGAGGACCUCCUCCGUCCCGGUACCGACAUGGUCGCUGCUGGCUUCACAAUGUACGGUGCCUCUUCAGAACUCGUUCUGACCAUGAAGGACGGCCCCGUCAACGGUUUCACCAUGGACGCGGCCCUCGGUGAAUUCAUUCUCACCCACCCCAACAUGCAGAUGCCCAAGAAGCGUUCCAUCUACUCGGUCAACGAGGGUAACUCUUUGUGGUGGGCCGACCCCGUCAAGGAGUGGUGCAACUCGAUGAAGGUGCCCGAGAAGGAGGGCGGCAAGCCUUACAGUGCGAGAUAUAUCGGUAGCAUGGUUGCCGAUGCCUACAGAACUCUUCUGUACGGUGGUAUCUUUGCCUACCCUGCUGACAAGAAGUCGCCCAAGGGCAAGCUGCGCAUUCUGUACGAGUGUGCUCCCAUGGCCAUGGUCUUUGAACAAGCCGGUGGCCAAGCAGUCAACAGCAGGAUGGACCGUAUGAUCGAGGUCGUCCCCGAGUCAAUCCACGACAAGUCUGGAAUCUUCAUGGGCUCGUACGACGAGGUGCAAAAGGUCAUUGAUAUCCACAACAAGCACAAGCAAUAA
Messenger RNA from Aureobasidium namibiae CBS 147.97, 1056 nucleotides. Its product is annotated as fructose-1,6-bisphosphatase. The transcript has 3 exons. Gene Ontology annotation, molecular function: fructose 1,6-bisphosphate 1-phosphatase activity. Gene Ontology annotation, biological process: sucrose biosynthetic process; gluconeogenesis; fructose metabolic process. NCBI's taxonomy places the organism in Eukaryota, Fungi, Ascomycota, Dothideomycetes, Dothideales, Saccotheciaceae. Gene Ontology annotation, cellular component: cytosol; cytoplasm. Bases 1 to 1056 code for a protein of 351 amino acids. The record is from RefSeq and is a predicted model, not a curated record.